Molecule: messenger RNA, 756 nt
Organism: Arachis ipaensis
Lineage: Eukaryota; Viridiplantae; Streptophyta; Magnoliopsida; Fabales; Fabaceae
Source: RefSeq, a predicted model, not a curated record
AUGCCUCUAUAUGCCAAAUUUCUGAAAGAGCUUAUUAACAAGAAGAGGAGUUGGCAUCAGGACGAAACUAUAAUGCUCACUGAAGAAUGCAGGACAUUAAUUCAAAAAGGACUUCCACCCAAACUUGAAGACCCUGGAAGUUUCUUUCUGCCCUGUACCAUUGGAAGAUUGAUCAUCAAGAAGGCAAUGUGUGAUUUAGGGGCAAGUAUCAACCUAAUACCCUCUUCUUUGGUGAAAAAGCUUUGUAUAGAGGAAGUAAAGCCAAUACAAAUAUCUCUGAAACUGGUGGAUAAGUCAGUGAUAUGUCCCAGGGGUGUGAUUGAAAACCUUCUAGUUAAGGUGGACAAAUUCAUAUUCUCUGCAGACUUUGUGGUCUUAGACUCAGAUGAGGAUGAAGGUGAUUCCAUCAUACUUGGAAGACCAUUCUUGGCCACAGCUAGGGCCAUUAUAGAUGUAGAGCAAGGAGAGCUAACCCUCCGAAUGCAUGAUGAAAGCAUCACUCUGAAUGUAUUUCCAAAAACACAGCUCAUUGAUGAAAAGAAGAAUUGUAUGGAAACUGACAAGGAAGACUUGCAAUGGAAGGAAGGAAUCAACAAGACAACCAGUAAUCACCUUCCAAUGCAAGAAACAGACAACACAGCAAGAAGAAAAGAGAAUGAGAUGAUGCAUAGUGAUGAAGGAACUCAAGAAAAAAUUGAAGUGUUGACCACUAAGAAGGAAAAUCCCAAAACAAAGUCCUCUGUCAAAAAAGAAUGA